This is a messenger RNA of Carassius auratus (goldfish), 582 nucleotides long. RefSeq names its product ras and EF-hand domain-containing protein-like. Gene Ontology annotation, molecular function: GTPase activity; GTP binding. The record is from RefSeq and is a predicted model, not a curated record. Bases 1 to 582 code for a protein of 193 amino acids. The transcript has 7 exons. NCBI's taxonomy places the organism in Eukaryota, Metazoa, Chordata, Actinopteri, Cypriniformes, Cyprinidae.
AUGCCGGCCAUGCGCUCUUCAGGUGCAGCUCUGACAGCUCAAAUGAAGAACCCUUUGCAAAGGAAGGAAUCCAUACUGGGGAACUAUUUUCCACCAAGGAAAUCUGCAAAAAGGCAGUUGAUGGAUAACCCAAAUGACGAGUCUGAGGAUUCAGACAGCUCGCUAACAGAUUCAAGUCCGAAAAGACUCUCUAUAGCUGAAGAGAGAGAAGACAAAACUACCUGCCAGUCAGAGAAAACCACGAGCACAUUGCAUGACCCUGAGCGUGUGUUUAAGGUGGUGUUUUUGGGGAACUCCGCUGUGGGAAAGAGCUCGUUCAUCCAUCACUACUGCAGCGGCCACUUCCCCAAUAACUUGGCCUCAACUGUGGGAAUGGAUUUUCAGGUCAGGAGCGUGAUGCUCGAUUCAACACCAGUCGCUCUGCAGCUGUGGGACACCGCAGGGCAGGAGAGGUUCCACAGCGUCACGCAGCAGUACUUCCGAAGGGCUGACGGAAUCAUCGCCAUGUAUGACCUCACGCAUGAGGCGUCUUUCACAGCCGUCUGCCAUUGGCUGGAUCGGGUGCAGUUUCAACCUGCUUGA